AGGGAGAAGAAGAUCGAGGGCUUGACCUCUCUCCGUGUGAUGGCUCAGAACCAGAUGGACAUACUGAUGCCUAAACUCCAUGAUAUCUGCCUUGCCAUUAUAAAUGAGGUGAAGAACCUGCGCUCUGCAGUGUCCUGUGCUGCCAUGGCCACACUGGGUGACAUGUACGUUCACCUCCAGAGGGCCAUGGACAGUGAGGUGGAGGGGACGGCACGCGUGCUGCUGCACAAAGCCAGCGAGGCCAACAACUUCAUCCGGCAGGCCGCCAACUUUGCCCUGGGUCACAUGGUGCAGAGCUGCACCCCUACCCGUGUCAUGAAUGCCCUGCUGGUCGGUGGGCUGAGCCACCGUAACGCUGCGGUGAGGAGCUGCACUGCUCAGUACCUGGAGAGACUGGCUAAGGUCAUGGGGAUGGCUCGUCUCCUGUCGGGGAAGAAAGACCUCACUGACCGUUUCUUGAUUGCCGUCAGUAAACUGGCUGUGGACCCUGCACAGGAAGUCAGGCAUCAUGGUCGCAAUAUCUUGAGAAACGUGGCCACUAAAAUGUGGGACAAAUUCGCUCCAAGGAAAGAGCGAGAAUCCUUGAGGGAGGUCAUCUCAAAGGUUAACCUCAAAGAAAGGUACAUUCUCUCUGGAUGAUUAGAAGAAGUAUGACAAAUGAGCUGAUAUGAUUACAGAAAUCCAAUCCCACUGGGCACAGUCAUCAGUUCAAUGUCUAGUUUUGAUUUAAACUUGGGAAAUGAACCAAAAUGUGAAAACAACCAAAAAUGUUGGUUAAAAGUUGCGUGAAAAAAAUCCAAUUGUGUGUUCCACAUUGAUUCACCGUCGUCACAUAGCUUUUUUGUUGUUGUUGGAAAGAGGUGGAAAUAACGUUUAUUCAACCAGUUUUGGCCCAAUGGGAUGAAUUUAAUAUACUGUAAGAUUAUACCUUUCUGUCUUUUCUCUUUUUCAACAGGAAUAUCUGAAUAAUCCCCAACUUGACUAUAUAUUUGUAUCUAAAUAUUUGCACAUUUCCCAACUUGACUAUUAUCCCCUCCAGUCCCCAAACUCCAAUAUUUUCGUUCAUUCUAAGAAAUUUGACACUAUCAUCCAAACCUCCAUGUAAAUGCAUUUUUAAGCUGCAUUGACUCCUUGUCCAAGUCCUGAAUCCACUACAAGGCAAUACCAACCAUAUUCAAAGCACUAAAUGACCUUUCCUCGAAGCUCCUAUCUGAUCUACCAGCUCAAUAGUGGUCUACUGAAACCAUACUCACCAUCUCAGGUGGUGCUCAGAUCAUCAACCACUGACCUCCACUUAUCCUCAAAACCAGCAGUCCUCUUUUGGAGGCAGAUUGGUCAGUGCUCCUGUAUGGCACCAACAUUGUGGAUUUUCAUCCAAUGCUUCUGGACUAUGAGAACAUUCUUUGGACAAUAAAAUUAGGUAAAAUGGAA
Molecule: messenger RNA, 1431 nt
Organism: Salmo salar (Atlantic salmon)
Lineage: Eukaryota; Metazoa; Chordata; Actinopteri; Salmoniformes; Salmonidae
Source: RefSeq, a predicted model, not a curated record